Molecule: messenger RNA, 780 nt
Organism: Botrytis fragariae
Lineage: Eukaryota; Fungi; Ascomycota; Leotiomycetes; Helotiales; Sclerotiniaceae
Product: putative ubiquitin-like protein
Exons: 2
Coding region: 1-780 (259 amino acids)
Biological process (GO): autophagy of mitochondrion; autophagosome assembly; nucleophagy
Cellular component (GO): Atg12-Atg5-Atg16 complex; phagophore assembly site membrane; cytoplasm
Source: RefSeq, a predicted model, not a curated record
AUGAUAACCUUGCCCCACUCUCCACUCAGUCGGCCGCAACUCCGCAUCGAAAGUCCGCAUCAUAUCAUCGGCCUCAGCCUCGUCACAUUCAUUUCCAUCAUCGUACAAUCUCGCCCACCAAACUCAACCUCGCAUUGCACAACAUUAAUUUGUUACAUCGAGAUCAAAUCAACAUUUUCUGCAGCUAUUCAAAAUCAGAUUUCCGUCCAGCAAACAAAACACAACCAACUCUCACACACACAAACCCAACCCACACCACGAAACAAUGAGCUCUCCCAACCCCGACACCUCUCCCCUCCCCUCCCGCACUCCCACCCCCACAACCCCACCACCUCCCUCCCUACACGCCCACGCACCCACUCCUCAGCUAUCCCCGAUCUCCCUCCCUCCUCCCCCACUCUCCCCCUAACCAUGACCUCCUCCCUCCUGCUCACCAAUCUCCCACGCGAUUCUAGCACCGCGCUCGACUCUGCAUUUGUGUUUCCCACCCCGAAAAUCACAGUGCGGUUUCAGCCGAUUGGGUCGGCCCCCGCGUUGCAGAGACCCGUGUCGAGGAUUAGUUCGACGCAGAGGUUUGAGACGGUGGUGGCGUAUUUGAGGAGGGUGUUGAAGUUGGAUCGGAAUGCUGGGGGAGGGGGAGAGAGGGAAAGUGUGUUUUUGUAUGUUAAUAGUUGCUUUGCGCCGGCGUUGGAUGAGGUGGUGGGGAAUUUGCAUAGGUGUUUUAAGGAUUCGAAGGACCAGCUUAUUGUUACCUAUUCGAUGACGCCGGCAUUUGGAUGA